AGAAGGCAGGGCAUAGAUGUACCACUCCCUAUGUUUCGGCCUUAUCACUGAAUUUUGGAAUACAUUUUCGUGGAGAAAUCUUCGAUUAUUCGCAUGAAUUUGGCCGGUAUAUUACUAGGGAAGCUACGGUGUAUAUAAAAACUAUAUACAGGUCCAGGUUGGUUUUAUCCCAAGGCCAUCCUGUUGAUCAUUUCUUUUUUUAUUAGGUUCAUAUUUUAUUUAGGUAACAAUGGCGACUGAAUUAGAACAUCUACGGCAUGAAGGGGAGACCUUAAAAAACCAAAUCAGGGAUGCCAGGAAGGCUGUACAAGAUACCACAUUGAUGCAAGUCACACAGAAUAUGGAUCCAGUUGGAAGAAUUCAAAUGAGAACUCGUCGCACACUUCGGGGUCAUUUGGCAAAAAUAUACGCCAUGCAUUGGGGUACAGAUUCAAGUGCAAGCAGAAACCUAGUGAGUGCGUCACAGGAUGGCAAAUUGAUAGUCUGGGAUUCAUACACAACUAAUAAGGUGCAUGCAAUUCCAUUGCGGUCCAGCUGGGUGAUGACCUGUGCCUAUGCUCCUACCGGUAGUUUUGUGGCCUGUGGAGGUCUCGACAACAUAUGUUCAAUCUAUAGCCUCAAGACCAGAGAAGGCAAUGUUCGUGUAAGCAGAGAACUCCCAGGACAUACCGGUUACCUAUCAUGCUGCCGAUUUAUCGAUGACAAUCAAAUAGUAACUAGUUCAGGAGAUAUGUCAUGUGGCCUUUGGGACAUAGAAACCGGACAACAGACCACAGGCUUCACGGGCCACACAGGUGAUGUAAUGAGCCUCUCCCUCUCGCCAGACAACCGGACCUUCGUCUCCGGAGCCUGCGACGCCUCAGCCAAACUCUGGGACAUCCGGGAAGGCAUGUGCAAACAAACAUUCACAGGCCACGAGUCAGAUAUCAACGCUGUAACAUUUUUCCCUAAUGGAUAUGCAUUUGCCACUGGGUCAGACGAUGCGACCUGCCGCCUAUUUGACAUCCGCGCUGACCAAGAACUCAUACUCUACUCACAUGACAACAUCAUCUGCGGAAUUACGUCGGUGGCAUUCUCAAAGAGCGGCAGGCUGCUGCUAGCUGGAUAUGAUGACUUUAAUUGCAAUGUGUGGGACUCCAUGAAGGGCGAACGAGCUGGUGUACUGGCUGGCCACGACAACAGAGUGAGUUGCUUGGGAGUGACAGAAGACGGUAUGGCAGUAGCGACAGGAUCUUGGGACAGUUUCCUCAAGGUCUGGAACUGAGGAUGGAUCAGUGGUGGGCGAGCCACCAUCACUUUAGAAAACCCUAGCAGAGUUUGUGAGAAUAUUAAACAAAGAAACACUUUUUAAAAGACAUGUGGAAUGCUAUGUAUCACCACCACCUUCAACAAAACAAAAAAAUUAAUCUCCAGCAGGCAUCUUUAAGAAAAGUUUGAAUCACUUACUUAUACACGUAGCGUUAAACGAGACUCUGAAAAUGGAAAAGAAUUCACCAUGUAAUCUUGAUUUAAUAAUUAUUCAUAUUCUUGAUGAGUGUUUAUGUGAGAGAGAGGUUUAAAAACUAGACAUUCUCUGCAAAAGUUGCAUCAUGUUUUUUCAAGAUUUUAAACCAUUUUUUUUUCCUUUCUUUUUGUUAGUUUGUUUUCAAAAUAAUGUAGUAGUGUAGAGACAUGUUACAUGUGACGUCAGCUUACGAAAAAAAACUAUACCGGUGACGGAUGUCUGUGUUCUCACCAUGGCAGCUAGUUGGUAGCACGUGUCGAUUUUGACGCGGUGUGUGAUUCUUCUGUGGACUAGCUUUUUGCUACGAACAGGGGCCCCAACCGAUUAUAAUUCUCUUUGUGAUUAAUUAGAUGUGAACGAACGGGGUGGGUUUUAUUAUGCUCUGGAAGGAUAAAAACGUUAAAAAACAUGAAAAACAAGUGGGUGUGUUGUAUGGCAAAAACGUAGAUGUGGAUAAUAUAUCUCUUUCUUAUUUGUGUGCGUGUGUGCGCGUGCGUAAUAUCAAUUGUGAGUAUGAGUGCGAGUUAUAAAUGAUGGAAAAAAAGCCUCUUGUUCAUAUUAUCAUUUCCCAUCCUGCCACUGAAUUUCUCUCGGUUCUGUUGUCUUCAUUCACCCUCUUUUUUUGUAUAAAGAAAAACCCACUAACUUUAUGAUGUACUGUUGGUUAGCUUAUCAGCUGUAUCUAAAAAAAUUAUUGAAGAAAAAAAAAAUACAAAAAAAAUACAAAAAAAAAACUCUUUGAGGCAUGGACUUUUGUCUUAAACGUGUAACAUCUUUUUAAAGAGAUGCCUAGUCCUCGUCCAUCCUGUGUAUAGACAGUGUAUAUUCUGACCUGUUACAAGUGAAUAUUUAAAUUCUUACAAUGAUUAAGAGGAGAAAAAAAACUGUAUGUGCCUAAUUCGUGCACAUGUCAGUACUGCAAAGUAGAGUAGUUCAUAAAUUGAAUGUUAAAAAAAAAAUAUCGAAUGUUUGUCAGCUGCUGGUUAUACAUUCAGCCGAGUAGCAGUCAUUUCUAUGUUUGUCUCUUGCUAUUGAUAUUGCCUCCAAACGUUAUACAAACAAAACGUCGUAGAUCGUUUCAGCACGUUUUCGUUUUGUUUUAAUUUUCCUUUUUUUUUUUUUUUCAAUUUCUCUAGCAUAUGUAGCAUGCACACCAACCAUUUUUCAAUGAAUUGUACUGCAUAGCCAAAGUGCUAUGUGAACAUGUUUGUAUAGACCACCUAAUACCACCUAGAUAUAGUCUUUGUAUGUGAAACGGUGAACUUUCUUUUCCAUUUUUGGAACGUGUUUAAAUUGAAAUGCAAAUUCAUACAACCUUCUAGGUGGCGUUGUCUACAGAAGUUUCGUGCUCAUAUAUAUAUUUUUUUUCUCUCUCUUUGGUUUCAGUUUUAUAUUUGUGUAUGGAAUAGUGCAAUGAUUUGGGGUCCAACGUCGACAACAGAAGUGUACGAAGGGAAAAAAAAUGCCAAACUAAGUUGGAACUCAUUAAGUUGUUACACAUGUACAAGUCGAAAGAGGAAGUGCUCAAAUUGGCACCUUCUUCCUCGCAAACAAACUACAACCCAUUUUUUUCCUUGUGUAUAUAUAUAUAUUAGCUCGUGUGUCUUUUGCUUGACUAGUUUUUUUUUAAAAACAAAAGCACAUGUCCUUUGCACAUAUGCAGACUUGUAUUAGAAAUGGAAGAAUUGGCUACCACAAUGGCAUGAUGGAUGUAAUAGGCAUUGGGUGCUUGGGAGUAAGGCGUUGGGAGGUUUUCUUGAUUCUCUUUACCUGUACAUGCUAAGAUCCAAAGCAUUAAAGAUCUAGGGCUGAGAUAAGUUAAUUCAUGCCGAAUUACACGUCUUUGUUUAUCAGGAGGUACUGAAGGUUAUUCCUGUGCGUACCUAAAAUUAGGAUAUUUGAAAAAUCGGCAGAGGAGUUGUUCUGCCAUAUUUGUUUUUUGUAAAAAACUGUAGUCGAAAGCUAUGCUCAGAUCCAGCAUGUUAAGUACGGUUGAACAGUGUGGAGAUUAACAUGCCCAAGUGAAUCUGGGAGUCAUUAACAAGGUAUGUGCGAGUGUGCAAGUGUUGGGGGCGUUUAUGCAAUACGAGCCUGUUCACAAUGCCCAACUACCCAAACAAUACAGAUUGUGUUGAUGAUGAACAUGCAGGCAUCUUAUCUAUUCAUACUGCUUCGGUCAACUGCACAUGACUGUGAUGCCACAAGUUAGAAAUCUAUGAACAGUGUUAACGUUCUUUGACGUUUCUAGCUUUCUGUGUGUGGUCACGCAUGUGCAGGUCAUUUGCUCUGAUAGGUUGGGCAGUGUGAACUGGGCCGAGGAACGUUGCACUGAAUCAGAUCCAGCGUGUUGUGCUCCACCCUAUAAAAGCGUCUUCAUAUGGUAACAAUGUAUUGGAGAUGUACUACUAACUCCUAUUGGCAGCUGCAUGUCUCUCUUGUCAUCCACUACUUGUAAUGUUCUCUUUUUUAUGUUUUCAUUUACACAAGCAAUUACACAACAAAAAUUUCUUUUUUUUCAACAUUUAUUUUUAUUUUUAUUUUUUAAAUACAUGUAUAAGCAUCUCUUUGUGUGUUGUUGUAAUUUGUAGAUUUGCUGAUGCACAAAUAUGACCUUUUUUCGGUUUAAGGAAUAAGAAAUUGCCGCUGGCUAAAUAAUGGAUGUAUAAUUGAUUGUUGCUUCUCUUGAGGGUGGUGUUUAUCUAACAUUCUGUGGAAGAAAAGUGUGUUUACUUGAUUUAAAAAAAAAAAUAAAGAUAGAGUUAGCAUAAGUCAUAUCGAAACGGUUUUCUGGACGUGCUUAGUAAUUUAUUGAAUACAUUCAGAUUCUUUUUUUUCCCUUUCUUAUGUGUCCCGUGCCCCCUUGCCUCCCGAUGGCAUUACAAUGCAUUCUAGCUGGGCUGUAAAGCUAUGUAACUAAUUCAGAAGAAGAAAACAAAAACAUUUGAUGUGAUCAUUGCAUUUGAAUUACUUUUUACAACUUGUUUGAUGAAGUCGAUCUCAAAUUUCCGAAGAGCAAUCUUUUUUGCAAAUUGUUGAAUUUUUUCUUGUGUGAAGUAUUCAGAUGCUCUCACCGGGGAUAGAUAGAAAUCGUGUCUGUUAAAACUGAGAACUGAGAAUCAUGUUCUUCAUCUUGUUUGUAUAAAUAUGGACGUUUGACUCGGCAGAAUAAAUGAAGUGUGUUCUGAUAUUAUGUAGAAUUCAAGAUUUUGUAUGAGUAAAUGGUAAAUAAAUGAAAUAGAUGUAAUAUGGCUUCUGUCAAUAUUAUAUUUUACUUGAAUUUCUCCUCUGCACCUUAAAAUUUAGGAAUUGAAUAUAUUCUGGUUUUUUAAAAAGAUGAAUAAGAAAGUAAACUGUAUCUUGUUUGAUUGAUUGAAAAUUGAAAAAAGGGAAUAUCUGCCCCUCUCCUUUUACAUGGUAAAGUAAUGUCCAUCUCAUGAGUGUUGAAAUCCAGUUGACCAAAAUUUGUAUUUAUUGUGUUCAAAAGAAGAAAUGGUAUCUUUUUAUGUACAAAAGUAGGAUUGAUUAUUCUUAAUUUAUUUAUUUUUGUUUGUAGGUGUACUUUUGAUGUGUUUUUAGUGUUACAUGCAAAGAGAACGCAAUUUGGAAAAUGAUGCAGAUCAGAUCAUGGGAGAUUUAAAAACAAAAUCUUUAAAUAACUCAAUUUGAAUUCUGACCGACUGUUCUCGUGAUAGUCGCAAUUGAAUUCCAAUAUGCCUUUUAUAGAUCAAAUUUGAGAAAGAUCGGAUGUGGCAGACACUGCAAAUAUCAUGUGAAGUUUUUCUUUCACCUGUAUGAAUGUUUGUCUGAGCUUAUAAUGUACUCACUAUCCGCUUACAUUAGCUCAAUUAGCUGCACACAUUUGAAAAUACUGCAGAUUGUUACUUUGCAUAUUUUACUUAUCAGGAUGAAGAUAUCGUAGCUGUUGACCCAACACUGUCGGCAUUUCAUUAACAAAAUUAAUAUUGAUGGCACUCGUUCCAUUUUAAACAAAUUUAUUGUUAUUAUCUUUAUUAUUACUAUUAUUUUGUAUUUGCCUUCGUCCUCAUAAAGAUUCUGUUUGUUUUUACUUUGAAGUUAACCCUUGUGUAUUGAUAAUUGUCAAAAAGAAGAAAAGAGAAUUAAAAAAGUAUAAUAUAUUUGUACAGUUGUUUGCUAUAUAGGUACUAUACGACCUUGGGGGUUUUCCAUUCCUUUUUCAUUGUAUACUCGGCUAGGAAUGUACAGUUUUUUCUUGCUAAUGUAUACCAUUUUUGCCAACAAAAACUAUAGAAAAAAAUACAAAAAAAAUAUGAGAGAGAAUGUUGGCUACUUAGCUAAUCAUUGUAGUUUGCUAGAUUUGUUGUUAUAUUUGAGCACAGAUAAGCUGGAGAAGAUGAAUUUUGACAAACAAAAAAAGAGAAAAUGUAAUUUCAAUUUUUUUUUCUUGUAUUGGUAGCAAUUUACAAUGUAUGGUGUAAAAAACAUCAGGCCUUUACUGAUCUGUACGCAGGAACGGGGUUGCGAAAAUGCACGCUUCCCGGGUUCCGACGUGGAUUCUUAAGCGGCACUUUUUAAUAUAAAUCACUGGAGCUCCGGCUCCGCACGUAGGAAUCGCCAUGACAGCGUAAAUACAUGGCAAGAUUUUGAUCUUUCUAGUCGUAUAUGUAGAGAAACGUGGGACAUUUUUUAAUAUUAUUAUUGUAUAAUUAGCCUAUUGUAAAGUUAUUGAAUUAUGUCAAAUAAGUGACGCUUGUUGCUCUUGCAAAGCAACGGUCAAAAGGUGUGGCUCACAAUGCUCUCUUUACACAGAAAAAAAAAAUUCAUUGGUGUAUGUGUUGGAAUGAUGCCAAUCAGAGAAGUUUUUCAAGUCGAGUCGAAACUUAUCCUUAAAAAAAAAAGAAAUCAUGACGGCAAAGAGGGAAGGAGGAAACCUGCUCAUUUUUGUAGUGACGUGAGCGAAAUAAAACCAGCAUUUGAGCUCUGUAAACUAAAAAAAAUCUUGAUUGAGAUUAAGGAUGAGAGGGGACAUGAUUUGAGUAGGUAGAAUAACGAUUACUAUUCAAGCGUCUUAUUUGUUUGCAGCCUGAUGUGUGAAAGUAGUGAAUGUGUUUUGUGUAUUAAAAAAAAACUGUUUGUUGGUCAUACUUGUAUAUUGUACCCCCUCAUUUCUGUAACUGUAAGAUUGUGGGUUGAGCAUAUUGAAUAAACCUGUUGUCUUUAUCAUA
Strongylocentrotus purpuratus (purple sea urchin) is the source of this 6708-nucleotide messenger RNA. RefSeq names its product guanine nucleotide-binding protein subunit beta. The transcript has 11 exons. Gene Ontology annotation, cellular component: heterotrimeric G-protein complex; cytoplasm. Lineage: Eukaryota; Metazoa; Echinodermata; Echinoidea; Camarodonta; Strongylocentrotidae. Bases 230 to 1264 code for a protein of 344 amino acids. The record is from RefSeq and is a predicted model, not a curated record. Gene Ontology annotation, biological process: G protein-coupled receptor signaling pathway. Gene Ontology annotation, molecular function: signaling receptor complex adaptor activity; protein binding.